This is a messenger RNA of Striga hermonthica, 1938 nucleotides long. NCBI's taxonomy places the organism in Eukaryota, Viridiplantae, Streptophyta, Magnoliopsida, Lamiales, Orobanchaceae. The record is from the annotation of a GenBank genome assembly.
AUGUCGAGACCUCUUCAUCGAGGUGUGUCGGGCGGCGGCAGUCGAUUUUCAGGCAACAGUCAAGAUUUUUGGGAGGAUUCUCAGAUGAAAGAGAAGUCAGAGAAGGAAGAUAUCGAUCGUAAUCGUGCAAAUGGAGCUGAUCAUCCACACUUAUCUUUUAGAUUUCCAUUUCGGUUUCUAUUUGCAGAUUGUUUAUCUUCAAAGAAUGGUUUGAGUGAGAACGGUUUUAUGUCCGACCCCUUUAGCCCCGUGCCCCACAGAAGCCGCCAUAAACUGACGCUCUCUCUGCUCAAAAUCAGUUUAGUUGCGAUUGUAUUUCUUGCUUUAACGGGCUCAUUCUGGUGGACACUGUCCGUGACUUCCGUAUCAAGAGGACAGAUUUAUCACGGAUACAGGCGACUUCAACAGCAGCUGGUAUCAGACCUUCACGAAAUUGGGGAGCUCACGAUUGGUUCCUCGAGGUUUAGGGAACUGAACUUCUGUUCUCAGGAGUCUGAAAACCAUGUGCCAUGCUUCAAUGUUUCUGAAAAUCUGGCCUCGGGACUUUCUGAUGGUGAGGAGUAUGGUCGGCACUGUGGGCUGGGUUCGAGAAGUAAUUGCUUGGUGAUGCCACCUGUCAAUUAUAGAAUUCCUCUUCGGUGGCCUGCUGGGAGGGAUGUUAUAUGGUUUGCCAAUGUUAAUAUUACGGCUCAGGAGGUUCGGACCAUCCUCGACAUUGAAUGUGGCUAUGGUAGUUUUGGUGCCUAUCUAUCAUCCAGCCAGUUAUUGACCAUGUGUCUAGCGAAUUACGAGGCAUCUGGCAGUCAAGUGCAACUAACAUUAGAAAGAGGUCUUCCUGCAAUGAUUGGUUCAUUUACUUCAAAGCAGUUGCCAUAUCCAUCUCUUUCAUUUGACAUGGUACAUUGUGCACGAUGUCGGAUUGAAUGGGACAAAAAAGAUGGCAUAUAUUUGAUCGAAGUCGAUCGUUUGUUGAGACCUGGGGGGUAUUUUGUGUGGACUGACCCGCUUACAAAUUCUCAGCGUUCACUUCGCAACAAAGAUAACCUAAAGAGAUGGAACACAGUCCGUUUGCUUACAGAAAGCCUCUGCUGGGAGAUGUUGCCACAGCAGGACGAAACUGUUGUGUGGAAGAAGACUAGUAAGAAGAAAUGCUACUCAACAAGGGAAAAUGGAUCCCCUUCUCUCUGCAAUAAAGGACAUGACAUUGAGACCCCUUAUUAUCGACCCCUCCAGUCGUGCAUUGGAGGAACUCAAAGCCGCCGAUGGAUUCCUAUUGAAGAAAGGAGAAAAUGGCCUUCCCAGGCCAAAAUGAACUCAGCUGAACUAGAUAUUCAUGGUUUGCACUCAGAGGAGUUUAAUGAAGAUGCUAUUAAUUGGAACUAUGCAGUUCGCAACUAUUGGUCCCUUCUUUCACCGCUGAUAUUUUCGGAUCAUCCUAAAAGGCCUGGCGAUGAAGAUCCUUCACCGCCUUACAACAUGCUGAGGAAUGUGUUGGACAUGAAUGCACGUCUCGGUGGAUUUAAUGCUGCUUUAUUGGAAACUGGGAAAUCUGUGUGGGUGAUGAAUGUGGUCCCUAUAAAAGGACUAAAUACUUUGCCUUUGUUACACGACCGGGGAUUUGUUGGGGUGCUGCAUGACUGGUGCGAACCAUUUCCAACAUAUCCAAGAACAUAUGAUCUGGUCCAUGCUGAAGGACUUCUCUCUCUUGAAUUUGAUGACAAGCCAAGAUGCCAAAUGCUAGAUUUGUUUGCUGAGGUAGAUCGUAUACUUCGUCCAGAGGGAUGGUUGAUUCUGAAAGACGGCACUCGACUAAUCGAGUAUGCAAGAUCUCUAACGACGCAUCUGAAAUGGGAUGCCCGAGUCGUCGAGAUCGAGAGCAAUAGUGACGAGAGGCUCCUCAUCUGCCAAAAACCGUUUUUCAAAAGACAGUCUGCGUGA